Xenopus tropicalis (tropical clawed frog) is the source of this 753-nucleotide messenger RNA. RefSeq names its product oncomodulin (gene ocm). Bases 202 to 543 code for a protein of 113 amino acids. Gene Ontology annotation, molecular function: calcium ion binding. The record is from RefSeq and is a predicted model, not a curated record. NCBI's taxonomy places the organism in Eukaryota, Metazoa, Chordata, Amphibia, Anura, Pipidae. The transcript has 5 exons.
GAACAGAGGAAACAGUGGACAGUAAAACCUCUUUCAUUAUAGAGGUGAUAAUCUAAUAGCCACUAAACCUAUAUUUUCUCUCCGCUGCAAAAUACCUUGUACUGUACAUACAGCAGCAGGAUAAAAAGAAUAAGAAUUUUUUGGUAAUUUUAUAGAAAUGAUUUAAUCAUUCAGCUCUGAAGACAUCAUAUUUGCUUCAAGAUGAGCAUCACAGAUGUCCUCAGCGCUGCUGAUAUAGCUGCUGCUCUGAGGGAGUGCCAAGCUCCUGACACUUUCAAUUACAAGAAAUUCUUCAAGACUUGUGGUCUAACUAAAAAAUCCCCUAAUGAAGUGAAACAAGUUUUCGGAGUAAUGGAUAACGAUGAGAGUGGCUAUGUUGAAGAAGAUGAACUUAAGUAUAUUCUUCAGCGCUUUGAUCCCUCAGCCAGAGUGCUAACAUCCUCUGAGGCAAAGGAUUUCAUGGCUGGAGUCGAUCAUGAUGGAGAUGGGAAAAUUGGAGUUGAAGAGUUUCAAGCAGUGGUUCAUACCUGUGCAAGCCAGUGAUGAGUAAAGCCUGGUGAUAUUUUUUUGGCAAACCACAUUUUAGACUGAAAAGCCACCCUCAAAACUCAAGUGACAUUUAUUCCUCAUCUUAAAAUGUGAAUUAUUGGGUUUAAAACAAUGCACUAGCUGUGGGACCUUCUUAAAAUGUGCUGUUUUAUGUGCUAACACUGCAUGUGUUAAUUAUCCAAUAAACAAUAAACCACCAGAAAA